Molecule: messenger RNA, 2506 nt
Organism: Astrephomene gubernaculifera
Lineage: Eukaryota; Viridiplantae; Chlorophyta; Chlorophyceae; Chlamydomonadales; Astrephomenaceae
Source: the annotation of a GenBank genome assembly
CGUUGAUAGGCUUCCUAUACUGACUCCUGAUAGUCGUUGUUAAUGAGUUUGUCCUACAGUGACCAACCCUCACCUACCGGUACUGAUAAACAGCAAUCCGCAGACCAUCGACACUGCAAAAGGAUUUAGCGAUCAGGUAGUAGAAACCCAACAACCCCAACAAAUGUUACUGCCAAACAACUGGCCCGUGUAAAGUCGUCCUUGCUUCAAGCCGGCACUUAGGGCGCUCUUAUAUUCAUCUUUUGCGUAUCAGAGUGAUAGACCUUUCCCGGCAAACGUUGUAGGCAGCUUUCAAGGGCACGUGUCAAUGCAUUCGCCGAUGUUCGCCGAGAACAGACAAGAGCAUUUAAUACAGUUACUAUGUCCCACGCGACUGCUCGUCGCUGCUCUGCUGUUUAUUACGCAAUCAGCGGCCAUGGAGGGCGUCAUUGGGUUGACUAACGGCAGUGCUACCAUGGUGGAGCAACAUCACGGCAGUCUGCGCCAAGGGCGUGGCCACUCACAGCAUCAGGAGUUGAUGAGAACACGUUGCAGCGUUUUAGAACGCCAGUACGUACCGUCGCCACUGGAGAAAAAUUGGGUUGAUUCGGCAGCGAAAUGGAAAAGUGAUGGUAACGGCGACGUGCACAACACAACCCAGUACUGUCAAUUGAUGAUCGAGACAGCGCCGGAAAUACAGAAGAUGCUGGGUCUUAUCGCUUCCCUUAUGAAGACAAAUACGUCAUUAUCCAGAGAACCGGAUGCGGACGCCGUACUGUCUUACAUUACCACCAAGGUCAAGUGCGGAACACAUGAGAUCGUCCGUAAGGAGCACAUCGAGUCCCUGGUCGGCGCCCUGCGCCACCCCUUCUCCAUAAAGUGCCCCGACGAGUUCACCUCCCGGCUUCCCCCCGCAUCGGACAUCAUGGAUCUCUCGUAUGUACUGCUGGCGGGCGGGUCGGACCACAAAGGACCCAUGGGUCGCAGCAGGUACUACCUAGAUGCCGGAGCGGGUAUCGGCUACAAAAAGAACCCCGACCAGCACUGGACAAUAGAAUCGUACGCGGCGCGCGGCAAUCAGCUCGACCGGGCGGUUUUCUGGGAGGCAUCGCCGGCGACGGGCGACGUCGUGUUGGCUGACGUGCCCCCGCACCUCUUCCCCGCCUUUACAUUCUACAACAUACCCGUUCCUCGAGAUCUGUCAGACCAGCGAAACAUACUCAACGUAGUCACGCGGCUGGCCAAACCCUGGGACUUCGUGUCAGUCAAGCUGGACAUUGACGCGCCAGAGGUGGAGGAUGAAUGGGCGCAGGCGAUCCUGGGCGACGGACCCACGGGUCAGCAGCGCUCCAAGUACGCCGAACUCAUUGACGAGCUGUUCUGGGAGCAUCACUUUGACCUCAAGCCACUGCGGGACUGCUGUUGGGGUGACAAGGUGGACUCCACCAGGCAGCUGGCGGACAGCAUGCGGCUCUUCCAGCAGUUGCGGCAGCUGGGUAUUCGGGCGCACUACUGGCCGUGAGGGAGCAAGGAAGCAGCAGGGAGGCGGGUCGGGUGGGGGUGCCGUUCGGAACUGCUGCAGGGGAAGGUGGAGGAGGGAGGUGCAGGAGGCGGGCGGGCAGCGAGAACAGCAGCAGCAGCCGUAGGUGGUCUGGGCUGAUGGUUUUGCAACUGCUGAGUAGCCGACAGGGCAGGUAGCAACAAACACGCACCAGCAUGCUGUGUGGCUGUGAGUGCAUGAAGAUUGUCAUGGCUGCUGUGCACAGUGAUGACACAUGCAUGAACUGCUGGGUACGACGAAUAACAAACUGCUGAAGCCAGCUGUGUUAAGUUGCGCGGCUGUUGCGUGACAAGCAAAGCUAAGAGCGCGACUGUGGAGCCGCAGGACAGAAGAAAAAUCGCAUGGUGUACGAAAGCCAUCUGUGUGAUAUCGCUGGCUGGGACAUCGUUGACUAGAUGUCGAAGAUAGUGGAGUACAGCGGUAGGCUGUAUGUGCUAUUGACUAGCUAUGUCGUUGUUCGAUAUACUGCGUUUACCUCUCAAGGCAUGAUGAUGGCAAUAGAAUAGUACACCUCCGCAAACACCGCGUGAGUUUUACUUGCAGGCUCGCGUGCGUGAGUCAGGUGUUGCGGGUUUUAACGCCUGGGUUCGCCUGGGGUCUUGGUUUUCCUUCUCUGCAGAGUUGGCGAGGUAGGAUGUUCUGGGCACCUCUAGCGUUUUUUGCGCAAGGAUGUCUCUGUUUGGGCGAGGAGAAUAGUUAUGUAUGGUGCGGCCGUUAGCUCAUGGCUGCUACCCUUUCUUCUGCCUCUUUUCUGGUUGCUUUCGGGCUUUCGGGUCCACCUUUCCUAGGCUCCUUUGGUCUUUGUCUUCAGUUGUCCCUUUGUGGUUUUGUUUAGCAGUUUGUCCGCAGUGCGUCGUAAGCAAGACUGCCUUUGUACUUCAAAGGUGCAUGUACGGCAAGACAGACGAAGCAGACGAAGCAAAAAAGGCACCCUGCACCUACUCUUUUUAGUCAUUCACUCUGUCA